Molecule: messenger RNA, 3855 nt
Organism: Wallemia ichthyophaga EXF-994
Lineage: Eukaryota; Fungi; Basidiomycota; Wallemiomycetes; Wallemiales; Wallemiaceae
Product: Calcium-transporting ATPase 2
Exons: 3
Coding region: 1-3855 (1284 amino acids)
Biological process (GO): intracellular calcium ion homeostasis
Cellular component (GO): intracellular membrane-bounded organelle; membrane
Molecular function (GO): ATP hydrolysis activity; P-type calcium transporter activity; ATP binding
Source: RefSeq, a predicted model, not a curated record
AUGGAACCACCUAAGAUUACGAUAGAGACGAGUCCCAAUUCGCCCCAACCGAGCUACACAAACGACCGCAGAAACUCCGAGUCGCUGGCUGUCCCCACCACCUCCAAAGACCCUUUUACAGACGAUAAUGCUAGCACAAGCUAUAGCACUCCCAGCGCACCCAGUACACCCCCAAAGAAGAAGAAGAAGGAGAAAAAGGAGAAGAAACCACUCGAGCCACGCCGCGUCGAUAACCUCGGCGCCUUCGCCUUCCAGCCACACAUCCUCACUGACUGCGUCGGCUACAAACAGUUUGACACUCUGCGCGACGAUAUCGGCGGCAUUGAUGGUCUUGCUCGUGGCCUAGGAACUGAUCUUCGCGAUGGUCUCCGUGCCGAGGCCUAUUCCCUCAGUGGCAAGCCAGACCCCAGUGGUCCUCCCCAGGGAAGAGCGGGUUCCGCCAGCGAAGCCAGCGGCUUAGAAAGGCAGCGUGUGUACGACAAGAACGAGAUUCCACCGAAAGAAACCAAGAACUUUUUCCAGCUUAUGUGGAUGGCUAUGGAAGACAAGCUGCUGCAACUCCUCAUAGUAGCUGCGAUUGUCGCCCUAGCUUUGGGUAUAUAUCAGGCUGUGGAUUUCCCCGCACCCGUUAUCAGAUGCUACAAUGACGCAACGGGGAGAUAUGACGCAUACUGCACAGAACCACAAGUCGAGUGGGUCGAGGGUGUCGCCAUCCUCAUCGCCAUCAUAAUCGUCGUCCUCGUCGGCAGUAUUAAUGACUAUCAAAAGGAGCUACAGUUCAUGCAACUAAACAAGAAGAAGGAAGACAGAGAUGUGAAAGUUAAAAGAGAUGGCAAUGAACAGCACAUAAGCAUCAAGGAUGUCCUCGUCGGCGACAUACUGCAGCUCGAAACAGGCGACAUCUUGCCUGUCGAUGGCGUCUUUAUCGGAGGUCACAACAUCAAGGCAGACGAGUCUGCAGCGACUGGUGAAUCUGAUGCCAUUAAGAAGGUCACCUUUGACGAUUAUGCAUCGUAUCUUGACACCCUCAGCGAACACGACAAAACUAAGAGUCAAAAGAAGGAUUGCUUCUUGCUAUCCGGUUCCAAGAUUACCGAGGGCGUGGGUGAAAUGAUCGUCGUUGCCGUCGGUCUGCAAUCCUACAACGGUCGUAUCCUUGCCAGUCUAAAUGACGAAGAUGACGAAGGCACUCCCCUUCAAAGCAAACUGAACGACUUGGCAGAGUUGAUUGCAAAGGUGGCUUCUGUUGCUGGUUUGCUCCUCUUCAUCGCCCUCAUGAUAAGAUUCUUCGUGGGAUUGAAAGAGAAUCCAGACAGAACCCCGCGCGAGAAGGGUCAGAAUUUCAUUGAGAUUCUCAUCAUAUCGGUCACUCUCAUUGUCGUUGCGGUCCCUGAAGGACUUCCGCUCGCUGUCACUCUAGCUCUCGCUUUUGCCACCAAGCGUAUGACCAAGGCCAACCUUCUCGUCCGCCUUCUUGCUUCUUGUGAGACAAUGGCGAAUGCAACUGCUGUAUGUACAGACAAGACUGGAACGCUUACGCAGAAUGUGAUGAGCGUCGUCGCUGGCACCAUUGGAAUCAAUGCUAAGUUCGUCAUACGGCUUGAAGAAAACGCAGCAAGGUCAAAUGCAGACCAACUGAAUAGCGAUGAAAAGUACACUGGCGGAAACUUUACUGUUGACUCCAAUGAUCUAUCCAAUCACAUCAAGGGUCCACUCCGCAAGCUGUUGUUUGACAGUAUAGCGAUCAACUCUACAGCUUUCGAAGACAAGAACAAGGAGACUGGUGAAAUUGAAUUUGUCGGCUCAAAGACCGAAACCGCACUCUUGCGCUUCGCUAAAGAGCGUCAAUGGGAUGACUGGCGGAACGCCCGUGAAUCAGCCGAGAUAGCGCAAAUGAUACCCUUCUCAUCCGCACGCAAAGCUAUGGGUAUGGUUGUGAAGCUCAGCGACGGUCACUACAGGUUAUACGUGAAGGGUGCAUCAGAGGUGCUUGCAGGGCUUGCAACCAAGAGUGUUUCAAUUGAUGAAACUGAUUCUGAAGAUAUACCAGUGUUUGAUAUGUCCCAGGCUGACCGUGAGAGCUUGAACGAAACCAUCAAGUUCUAUGCAACGCAGUCGUUGCGCACUAUAGCCUUAUGCUAUAAAGACUUCGCUGAGUGGCCACCGAAGAAGGCAUCAAUUGACGAGACUGGAGAUGUUGAAUAUGAUAGCAUUGCGACGGACUUGACAUUGGUCGGCAUUACUGGUAUAGAAGACCCUCUUAGACCUGGUGUAUCUGACGCCGUAAAGAGAGCUCAAAUGGCCGGCGUUAAAGUAAAGAUGUGUACUGGUGACAAUGUACUGACUGCGCAAUCUAUCGCUAGACAAUGUGGGAUCCUGACCGAAGGUGGUAUCGUUAUGGAAGGAGUCGAAUUCAGAAAUCUCAGUGAAUACGACAGAAUAAGUUGUGUUCCGAAUCUGCAGGUUCUUGCUAGAUCAUCUCCCGAUGACAAGAAGAUGCUAGUUCAGACGCUCAGAAAGUCUCAUUCGGAGACUGUCGGUGUCACUGGUGAUGGUACAAACGAUGCACCUGCCUUGAAGGCUGCCAAUGUCGGUUUUUCAAUGGGUAUCGCUGGUACUGAGGUAGCCAAGGAGGCCUCCUCGAUCAUUCUCAUGGAUGAUAAUUUCGCUUCAAUUGUCUCAGCUAUAAUGUGGGGCAGGUGUGUGAACGACUCGGUAAAGAAGUUCUUGCAAUUCCAGCUCUCAGUCAAUGUGACAGCAAUUCUCAUUGUCUUUGUCACGGCAAUUGCAUCAGAUUCGGAAGAGUCUGUCUUGUCGGCUGUUCAGCUGCUUUGGGUGAACUUGAUAAUGGACACAUUCGCCGCAUUAGCGCUGGCCACUGACCCUGCAACACCAACAGUACUCAACCGCAAACCAGAAAUACCAGGCUCACCAAUCAUCAAUGCGAGUAUGUUGAAGGUAAUCACAUCUCAAUCGCUGUACAAAACGGCAGUUGUAUUUGUCUUGCACUUUGCAGGUAGACAGAUACUUGGUUAUAGAACGAGUUACACUACGGAUGAAGAAGCAGCAGAAUUCAGCGCACAAGGCACUCAAUUGAAAUCAUUAGUAUUUAACGCAUUUGUCUGGUGUCAGAUUUUCAACCAAAUCAACUGCCGUAGAUUGGACAACAAGCUGAAUGUGUUUGAGGGUAUUCACAAGAAUUGGUGGUUUAUCGUUAUGUUCUGCAUCAUGGUCGGUGGACAAGUCUUGAUUAUCUUUGUUGGUGGCGCUGCAUUCUCCGUCACAAGAUUAGGUGGAAGAGAUUGGGCGAUAUCUGUUAUUUGUGGAUUCUGCUCUCUUAUCAUUGGAGCUCUUUUCAGAUUUAUACCGGAUGAACCCAUCGAAAGAAAGCUGACGCAGUGGGGUAUGUUCCCCGACCCACAUCGACUGCCAAUCAAUAUGGGUGAACCAUCAAAGAAAGGAGAGGAUCCAAUAUACGAUUCACUUCAGCUGCUGUCGAUGCUGCGUGGUGGGCGUAUCAGAGGUUCAUCAGUUGUGCAGAAAUCAAGACGUAUUGUCAGACAUCCAAUCCAAGAACUAUCCGAAACACUCUACCCACAUUCCAAAACCAAUAGCGGGACAACGACGCCAGAUAAUGGUAGCACAUCACCUUUGUCAGCGAAGCACACACAUCUCGAUGCUUUGUCGGUUUUGCCGAUGAUGGUGGCUUCGAGUGUGGGUGCAGGACCGAUAUACAGAAACACGAGAUCAGGAAGUGUGAAUUCAAAUUCGAACUCAAGACCGGGUCACUCUCCGUCUACGUCGAUUGAUGAUCACAGCAGCGCACCUCCAUCGCCCUUGUCGCAUAAACGGUGA